CUCGCCUAGUGAAUCUGUGUGGGCCUUAGCGAAGAUCUGCACACAAGGCCAGGCCAGGCCAGCCCAGGCCCUCUGCACAGCUGGGGAAGGAACAGGCCCUGACAGUGCCUGCAGUGGGGGUCACCAUGGAUCUGAUCCCUAACUUCUCUGUGGAAACUUGGCUCCUCUUGGCUGCCAGCUUUGUGCUCCUCUAUUUCUAUGGGACCUACACCCAUGGAUGCUUUAAGAAGCUGGGAAUCCCAGGGCCCAAACCGCUGCCGUUCUUCGGAACAGUUUUGGCCUAUAGACAUGGCUUUUGGGACUUUGACAUGAAUUGUUUUAAAAAGUAUGGGAAAAUCUGGGGGUUUUAUGAUGGUCGAAAGCCUGUGUUGGCCAUCACUGACCCAGAUAUGAUCAAGACAAUCCUAGUGAAAGAGUGUUAUUCUGUCUUCACAAACCGGCGGUCUAUAGGUCCAGUGGGAUUUAUGAGAGAUGCCAUCUCUCUAUCUGAGGACGAACAGUGGAAGAGAUUGCGGUCGUUGCUGUCUCCAACUUUCACCAGUGGAAAGCUCAAGGAGAUGUUCCCCAUCAUUGACCAGUAUGGGGAUAUGUUGGUGAAGAAUAUGAAGAAAGAAGUAGAUAAAGGCAAAUUCGUAACCAUGAAAGAUGUCUUUGGAGCCUAUAGUAUGGAUGUAAUUACCAGCACAUCAUUUGGAGUAAAUUGUGGAUUCCUCAACAAACCAAACGAUCCCUUUGUGGAAAAUACCAAGAAGCUCUUGAGAUUUAAUUUCCUUGAUCCAUUCUUGCUUAUAAUAACACUCUUCCCAUUCCUCACACCAGUAUUUGAAUUACUAGAUAUCUCUCUGUUUCCAAAAAGUGUCACUAAUUUUUUCAAAAGCUCCAUACAAAGGAUGAAAGACAGUCGUAUCAAAGAUGACAACAAGAACCGAGUGGAUCUCCUUCAACUGAUGAUCAACUCCCAGAAUUCCAAGGAAGUGGACACCCACAAAGCCAUGACUGAUAUGGAACUUGUGGCCCAAUCAAUCAUCUUUAUUUUCGCUGGCUAUGAGACCACCAGCAGCACUCUGUCAUUCCUCAUGUAUGCCCUGGCUACCAACCCUGAUGUCCAGCUGAAACUACAGCAGGAAGUGGAUGCGACUUUCCCCAACAAGGCACCACCCACCUAUGAAGCCCUGUUCCAGAUGGAAUAUCUGGAUAUGGUGAUGAAUGAAAUUCUUAGAUUUUUUCCAAUUGCUGGCAGACUCGAGAGGGUCUGCAAGAAAGAUGUGGAGAUCAAUGGAUUACUCAUCCCCAAAGACACAGUGGUCAUGAUGCCUAUCUUCGUACUCCAUAAAGAUCCAGAACAUUGGACAGAGCCCGAGGAAUUCCGCCCUGAAAGGUUCAGUAAGAAAAACAAAGACAACAUCAAUCCAUAUGUCUAUAUGCCCUUUGGCGCUGGUCCCCGAAAUUGCAUUGGCAUGAGGUUUGCUCUCAUGAACAUGAAACUUGCUCUCGUCAAAGUAAUGCAGAACUUCACCUUCAAACCUUGCAAAGAAACCCAGAUUCCUGUGAAGUUAUCAAACCAAGGAUUGAUUCAACCAGAGAAACCCAUUGUUCUAAAGGCUGAGCCCAGAUGAGGCAUCAGGAGUGGAGUCUGACUUUGCAUUUCAUUCUUUAAGGAAGAUGUAUCUCAGAACUCUAGAGAGCCCCGAUUUUCUUUGUGAAAAAAUCUCAGUAAUGAAGCCUGACUUAGAUGACUAUUCCUGAUAGGGAUCUACUGCUUCUGCUCACUCCUUGCUUUUCACUGGAGUUGACUGGUUCGAGUGAUAUAAAGGAGUUGAUU
Molecule: messenger RNA, 1822 nt
Organism: Suncus etruscus (white-toothed pygmy shrew)
Lineage: Eukaryota; Metazoa; Chordata; Mammalia; Eulipotyphla; Soricidae
Product: cytochrome P450 3A12-like
Biological process (GO): steroid metabolic process; oxidative demethylation
Molecular function (GO): iron ion binding; oxidoreductase activity, acting on paired donors, with incorporation or reduction of molecular oxygen, reduced flavin or flavoprotein as one donor, and incorporation of one atom of oxygen; heme binding
Source: RefSeq, a predicted model, not a curated record